UCAGGUCUAUAUAAACACCCGCACGAGGUGGUGACCAGAAAGCAUAAAACCAGAGCAGGAGAAGCAUACCUUUGACAGCUCUUCUACCUCCCCACCACAAUAAUAUUGGGAGGUUCUAGAGAAAAUCAAUGGCUGGCUUAGUUGUCAUUCUAGGUGUCUUUUGGAGCAUUUGCCUCUUCAGUAUAGCUUUAUUGAGAUGGAACGAGGUCAAGUACAGGAAGAAAGGAUUGCCUCCAGGCACAAUGGGGUGGCCAGUUGUUGGAGAGACCACUGAGUUCCUAAAACAAGGCCCAAGCUUCAUGAAAAACCAGAGAUCAAGGUUUGGAAGUUUUUUCAAAUCCCACAUACUGGGCUGUCCCACCAUAGUUUCAAUGGAUCCAGAUAUAAACAGAUAUAUUCUGGUAAAUGAGGCUAAAGGCCUUGUCCCUGGAUAUCCUCAAUCAAUGCUGGACAUCUUAGGGAAAUGCAACAUUGCAGCAGUUCAUGGUUCCACUCACAAGCAUAUGAGAGGGGCAUUGCUUGCUCUUAUCAGCCCUACCAUGAUUAAAGAUCGUUUAUUGCCAAAAAUCGACAAUUUCAUGAGAUGCCAUCUCAACAACUGGGAUUCCAAAAUUGUUGACAUUCAAGAGAAAACAAAGGAGAUGGCAUUUCUAUCAUCCCUGAGACAAAUAGCUAGCAAUGAAGCCGAAGGAAUAUCACAAGCAUUCAUGCCUGAAUUCUUUAAACUGGUAUUAGGAACUCUCUCUCUCCCUAUCAACCUUCCCAACACUAACUACCAUGGAGGAAUUCAGGCAAGGCAAAUUAUUACAACCCUGUUGAGGAAACUGCUAGACGAGAGAAAAGCUUCUGGUGUGGAAAAUCAACAGGACAUGCUUGGUUUUCUACUAAGUGAAGAAAACAAAUAUAAGCUAAAUGAUGAGGAGAUGAUCGACUUAAUCAUCACUAUAUUAUACUCUGGAUAUGAAACUGUCUCGACUACCUCUAUGAUGGCUGUGAAGUAUCUUCAUGAUCAUCCAAAAGUACUUGAAGAAUUGAGAAAAGAACAUAUGGAAAUAAGAAAACGAAAAAGGCCUGAGGAUCCGAUUGAUUACAAUGACUACAAGUCCAUGCGCUUUACACGUGCAGUCAUAUAUGAGACAUCAAGGCUAGCAACAAUAGUCAAUGGUGUUCUGAGGAAAACAACCAGAGAUAUGGAAAUAAAUGGAUACAUAAUUCCAAAGGGAUGGAGAAUUUAUGUGUACACAAGGGAGGUCAAUUACGAUCCAGACCUCUAUCCUGAUUCACUAACCUUCAAUCCAUGGAGAUGGCUGGAAAGAGGUCUAGAAAAUCAACACCAUUUUCUUAUUUUUGGAGGAGGCACCAGACAAUGCCCGGGGAAGGAACUUGGUUUGGCUGAGAUUUCUACAUUCCUUCACUAUUUUGUCAUGAGAUACAAAUGGGAGGAAGUAGGGGGAGAUAGAUUAAUAAAAUUUCCUAGAGUUGAGGCACCUAAUGGACUUCGGAUUAGAGUUUCUAUUAACCAAUGACACAGGUAAACAGUCCAAAGAAGGACCAGAAUAGAGAUAUAUUGACAAUGUAGAUCAAAGUAGAUUUUUGGGAUGUACAGGAUUAUGCAGAAAUUAGAUAAUCUAAACCUAUCUUACCCCAAUACAAAGAAUCUCGUAAGCAUAUGUACACUACUUUUACAAACUUAAUGUAGCACUCAAUUCUACGAAAUCAC
This is a messenger RNA of Andrographis paniculata, 1720 nucleotides long. RefSeq names its product cytochrome P450 85A1-like. The transcript has 8 exons. Gene Ontology annotation, biological process: sterol metabolic process. Lineage: Eukaryota; Viridiplantae; Streptophyta; Magnoliopsida; Lamiales; Acanthaceae. The record is from RefSeq and is a predicted model, not a curated record. The coding region runs from base 129 to 1526 and encodes 465 amino acids. Gene Ontology annotation, molecular function: heme binding; monooxygenase activity; oxidoreductase activity, acting on paired donors, with incorporation or reduction of molecular oxygen.